AUGUGUUCGGAGUCAGAUCAAUUUAUAUGUGAUUGGGAGAAUAAAUAUAACGAACAAUGUACAUUAACUAAUGAAAUCAUUACUCAGUAUAACUCGCUAAAAUUGAACGAGAGCAUACUUUUUGCCAAAUUAAAGGAAAUGAAAGAACUUAGAGAAUGUGUCCUUGAUGAAUUAUACAGCUAUAAAGUCGAAAUAAAGGAAAAAGAUGACUUGGUAAAAAAACUAAGUAUAAAUUUGAAAUCUAUUGAAGAGGAAAAUUGUAAUUUACGUAGAAAAAUUAACAUGGAUAGUCGAUUUGAAAUGGACUGUAAAUAUACAACAACUGAACUUCUAGAUUCGAUGAAACAAAUCGAAACAAAUUCAAAGUUUGAACAGGAAAAACUUUCUGCUAAGUUUAACAUCGUAUGUGAGAAAUUGUAUGAAACUAAGAUCGCAUUUUGUGACGUAAAAAAUACAAUAAACCACGAAAUAUUUAACAUUAAAAAUACGGUAGAUACAAUGGAAAAAUUGUCAGAAGUAGAAAAUCGUAAUAAAAGAUUGUUAAUUCUGAAUCAACAGUUAAAAGAUAAAAAUUCUUUAGCAGACAAAGAGUUAAUUUGCAGAAACAAGAAAAUAAAAGAACUUCAACGAGAAAACAGUUAUUAUGUUAGUAAGAUCAAUAAACAGAAAAAACAGUUGCGAGAAUCAAGCUUAAAAAAAUAAAAUAUUUCAAUAUUUAAAUAGAAUUACGAACAAGCUAAACAAAAAAAUAAUUGUAAUUGUAGGCAAAAGAACUUUUAA
Molecule: messenger RNA, 780 nt
Organism: Melanaphis sacchari
Lineage: Eukaryota; Metazoa; Arthropoda; Insecta; Hemiptera; Aphididae
Product: spindle pole body component 110-like
Exons: 3
Source: RefSeq, a predicted model, not a curated record